This is a messenger RNA of Drosophila hydei, 1000 nucleotides long. RefSeq lists its product as uncharacterized. The coding region runs from base 20 to 874 and encodes 284 amino acids. Lineage: Eukaryota; Metazoa; Arthropoda; Insecta; Diptera; Drosophilidae. Gene Ontology annotation, molecular function: protein binding. The transcript has 3 exons. The record is from RefSeq and is a predicted model, not a curated record.
CUUAAAUUGUUGGUUUAAAAUGUCAAAAUCUCCCAACUUAGAUACUCGUGUUGCAGUUUUGGGAUCGAGUUCAUCGCCGGCCGCAGAUGAAGCUGCAAGCACAUCCUCAUCUACCGCACGGGCGAAGUCUCCUCUUGCCCAAGAUAUACCCUCGACCAAGAAGCGUCGCCUCGACUAUUUGCGGAACGGCAUUGAUGCCGAUUGCGAGGUGCACGUAGCAAAGAAUCCGAAUGGUGUCGAUGAAGCCAGCAGCACAUGUUAUAAGAAAUUUAAAUGCCAUCGACUAUUUCUGGCAACCGCUUCUGAGAAACUCGAACAUGAUAUUUUUCAAAACAAGCACUGGAACGGGAUAUUGCAGAUAAAUGGCGUUUCGCCAGAGAGUGUGGAAGUUUUUUUGGAAUUCAUUUACACAUUUGAGCUGACAGCGGAGCGAAUUGAUCUGCUCAUCAUUGGGGAUGUAUUCAUAUUGUCCUGUGCAUAUAAUCUGCCCGACUUUCUGGUCAAGUUUUCGGAAGAGCUAAAGAAUGUUACGUGGCCAUUGGCGGGCAUAUUACCGGCCUACGAUCUGGCAUUUCGCCAUAAUAUUUAUGAUCUCGAAAAUUGUUGCAUAACCAAAAUUUUAGAACAUGCAGCGGAGCUUAAAAACGAACCCGGAAUUAUACAAUUGCAAACGUACGCAUUUAACUACGUCAUCCAAUACUGGCUAGCCACCCAGGCGCUACCCACAAACGAAAUAAUUAAACUAAUACAGGAAUACCAGAAAGAACAUAAUUUAAUUUUUAGAAAUUCGCUUCAUUUUCCACAUUUCAUUAAGAUAAUCAAAUACUUUCCCAGCGUGCUUCUCGACGCCGAAGGAUUCAUACAUACAUAUUGAUAUGAAUAUUAAAUUUGAACGCAAACGGUAAAUGUUCGUUUGCCUAAAUUAUUUGACAGCCUAAGUUUUCAAGCUAACAUAGCUAUGUAAAUUCGCAUAUGACAAAAUAAUCAGUGUAAUAAAACA